GAUCAGUUGGAAAGGUGCACGGGAUGAGUCAAGCGCUGCAGCAGUCCCUGGGCGAGACGGAAGUCUUCGAGCUCGUCUGCGACUACCUCCGCACGCGCAAGUUCUACCAGGCCGAGCAGACCCUCCUUCACGAGCGUCAACUGGCACUGGACAGUGCUCCCCCUGGCGACGUGACCGAAGGUCAGCUCAACCAGGCGUCGUCCAAUACGUCGACCAUUGUGCCGUUGAAACCAUCGCUCUUGGAAAGCCUCCUCGAACGCAGUUAUGUGACCAACUUUGUCUCCGGCGAAGAGGAACAUCAUGAAGAUGCCCACAAACGCAACCGUUCGCAUCUGGACGGAACCGUCGACGAUGCUGACCUUGCCGAACGAGACAACGACGACGACGGCGACGAAGUCUACGGCCUCAGUACCCAACUUGUCUCGUUCGAAGCAUGCAAAGACGACCCGCACGGGUCGGCCACCAUGCCCAUCUACCAAACAUCCACAUUCGCGCAAAAGUCCGCCACGGAAUUCGGUGCGUACGACUACACCCGCAGUGGCAACCCAACCCGCACGGCGUUGGAACGGCAAAUGGCGGAACUCGAGAAAGGUCAUCGCGCAUUCGCAUUCACGAGCGGCAUGGCGGCCUUGAGCACGAUCUCGCGCCUCGCCAAGGCUGGCGACCAAAUCGUGUUGAGCGACGACUCGUACGGCGGCACAUACCGCCUUCUGUCCAAGUUGACGGCCAAGAACGGCGUGAACAUCAAGUACGUCGACUUGAGCGGUCCCAACGGCCCUGCCAACCUCCGCGCGGUGCUCAACCAUGAAACGAAGCUCGUGAUGAUGGAAAGUCCAACGAACCCGAUGCAACGCAUCUGCGACAUCCCGGCGCUGGCACAAGCCGCCCACGAAUUUGGCGCGCUCCUGAGCGUCGACAACACGAUGAUGAGUCCGAUUCUCCAGAAUCCGUUGAUCCUUGGCGCCGACAUCUGCAUGCACUCUGCGACCAAGUUUGUGUGUGGCCACUCGGAUACCAUGUCGGGCAUCGUCAUCGCCAAGGACCCCGAGCUGUGUCGCGACCUAUACUUUGUCCAGAACGCUGAAGGCACGGGGUUGGCCCCCAUGGACUGCUGGCUCUUGCUGCGCGGCAUCAAAACAAUGGGGCUUCGCGUCCUGACGGCUCAAUCGAAUGCGAUGCGGGUGGCUUUGUUUCUCAAUGCGCAUCCUGCCGUCACCAACGUACGGCUGGCACUUGGCUGGGUUUCAUCGACGUGGUGGUGAAAACCUUGGCCGUGUAGGUCUACUACGCCGGCCUUCCUUCGUACGAAAACAAGGCGAUGCAUGACAAGCAAGCUCGCGGCGCCGGGUCGGUCAUUACGUUUUGCACGGGCAACCUGAAGCUGUCGCAACACAUCGUGAGCACAACCAAGCUGUUCAAGAUCACGGUCAGUUUCGGCAGCGUCAACUCGCUCAUUUCGCUGCCCGGCGUGAUGUCGCAUGCCAGCAUCCCCGAAGAAGUCCGCAAGGCACGGUCGUUCCCGGAGGAUCUCAUCCGCCUCUCGAUUGGAAUUGAGGACGUCCAAGACUUGAUCCACGACCUCCAGCGUGCUUUCCAGAGCUUCUCGACGUCUGCGUAGACGGCGGCAUGCGUGCGUCGCCACGACGACACCGCGAUGGCUCGAUUUCCCCUCGUGCGUGCAGGGCAACGACCCAUCCAGUGCGUUUUUUGCGCAAGCGUCCAACCUGGCGCUGCUGCAUGCGCCGCCAUAAAUCGUGAACGAAAUAGAAGCAUUCCUCGUUUAUAGCACCCCGUACGACGUCCACCAGCGACAUGGUGCUGGUCCAUUUGCA
Molecule: messenger RNA, 1832 nt
Organism: Aphanomyces invadans
Lineage: Eukaryota; Oomycota; Saprolegniomycetes; Saprolegniales; Verrucalvaceae
Product: cystathionine beta-lyase, variant
Exons: 4
Coding region: 24-1262 (412 amino acids)
Biological process (GO): transsulfuration; 'de novo' L-methionine biosynthetic process
Cellular component (GO): cytoplasm
Molecular function (GO): pyridoxal phosphate binding
Source: RefSeq, a predicted model, not a curated record